CACACACGCUGGUCAGAGAGGAUUGCCACAUUGAUGUCUGGUGUUUACGAAAGGAGGGAUCUUUCAGCUGAUCUCCGCGUCACCUUUUUAUUGACUCUUACCUGAUCAGGAAGAUCCGACACAAAACAGCACUGUUGCAACGCAUCUGCCACUAUGUCUGUGAGUGAGACUGAAGCAAACCUUUCUGAAAAGAAUUAUCCAGAAGCUUUGGCUUUGGAGCUGACUUGCCCCAUCUGCUUGGAGCUCUUCUCUGAGCCAGUUUCUCUUCCCUGUGGUCAUAUCUACUGCCUUGCCUGCCUUCAGACCAUGGGAGAAGGCAUUGACCAAUACAGCUGCCCUGAGUGCCAGACAGAGUACCAUGGUACCAAAACCCUUGUGAAAAACUUCAAAAUGUGCAGCAUCAUAGAGACCUACAAAGCCACUGCUGGGAAAGUCAGCCCCACUGCAAACCCUGACCAUGCACCAGUCAAAAGGUCUGGGACAGAAGAAUCCACAGAACAGCCCUUUACUUUGGAUCAAGAACAAGGCAAAGUCAAAAUGGAAAUGGAUGAACCUAAAUUUAGACUGGCGUCUCAAGUCACAGAGUUGAGCCUCAAGUUGGAGAUGGCAGAAGGUGUGCUGAGGAAAGAGAAGGAACGGGAGUUAGAGGUGACCACUACUAAUGGUCUGCUGAGAGAGAAAGCAUCCAUGCUUUUAGAAGAGCUAACAGAUUUGUCACGGAUCUACAGUGCACAGGUGAUGCAGCUGAUUGAAGAAGAGCUAGGUCCAGGUGAGGCCAGUUUGGGCGGUCGAGUCAGUCAAGCUUCGGAUCGGACUAAGCAGCUGAGACAAGCUUUGCUCAGAGCAGAGUCCCUUCUGACUGAAGAGGAUGAGGCUGAAUUUAGUGAAGAGCUUCAAACUCUACAACCACACAUCGAUGAGUUAAUGGCCAAACCUGUGGAAGAAGAGGAAGACGCCACUGAAUUAAAAGUCAACCCAACGAGAGCCUGUUCUGAGCUGGAAAACAUGAACGCCAAGCUGAGGGACAGAUUUGGAGACAUUCAACGCUCCCUUAGAAACACUCUAAACCCUUCAGAGGUGACCUUUGACCCAGACUCAGCCCAUCCCAACCUCAUCCUCUCACAGGACUUGAAGACAGUGACUUUCAGCGCUGCCAAACAGCCUUUCCCACCCUCUCCACAGAGGUUCACCAGCUUCUUCCAGGUCCUCAGCACCCAGAGCUUCUAUGAGGGCGAACAUUGCUGGGAGGUGGACCUCGAAGGCUCUCCAUGGAUAAUUGGUGUGUGCUACAGUGGGAAGCUGGCACGCAGCGGGUUGCCCUCUGCUCUGGAAAGCAGCCGGAGCUCCUGGUGUCUGAUGUGGUUCAACAACCUGCUGACAGCCUUUGAGCAGAGCCACAGUGUGCCACUGAAGAGGACCACAGUGUCACGAAGGCUAGAGAUCAGACUGAGUUUCAAGACCCACAGGCUCAGCUUCUACAACAUCAGCCCCAUCAGUGGGAAGACUCAUGUGUACACAUUUAAGGCUAACCUGACUGAACCAGUGCACCUGGCCUACAGGAUGAUGUCAGGCAAUCCCAAAGCACGUGUCACUAUUUUUUCAUAAUCAUAACUACAUUUCUAUUUGCUAUAUAUUCUUCAGCAAAGUAAUAAUAUUUUUACAGACCUGAGAUUUGAAUUAUUUAAGAAUUGAAGGUCUUUUUGUCGUGUUAUGAUAGAAAACACAGACUGAUUUAGUCAUUCCUCAAGCAAAUAGUUUGAAAGGGUUCAGGAUUCCUGAUCACCUUGGAUGUUUUGUGUAAUACACCGACCAGUCAUUUCAUUAGGUACAAUCCAGUGUGAUCCAACACAACAGCUCUGCCAUGAAUUCUAUUGUUACUUACAAUUUUUCAGUUUUUGUUGACACUGUCAGAGAGGUAAUAAUUCUACUCUCUAUUAUUGAGGUCUAAGUGGGUGCUGUUGUUGUGCAGAAGUGCAUUAUACUGAAAAUAUUAUGGCCCUCUAUGUAAAUGCAAAAUAUUAGAACCAUCUCUCAAUAUAAUGCUGUCCAGUGGAACAUUACUGCAAACUACAACCUAGUUAACAUAAUAGUUAAACAAAUACCUCUCUGAGGGUGUCAGCAAAAACUGAAACAUAAUUGGCUUAAUAAAAGUAAAAUUUAUGGCAGAGUUGUUGUAUUGGAUCACCCUGGUCGGUGGAACUGCUGCUCACAGACCUGAAACAUGCCUGACUCCUCAUGGGAAGUGUUCAAAAUGAUGUCAGUAAAUGUAUAGUAUAAACAUUAAAAAGGCAUAAAGUUGG
This is a messenger RNA of Larimichthys crocea (large yellow croaker), 2300 nucleotides long. It is a transcript of the gene trim107, whose product is annotated as tripartite motif containing 107. Bases 154 to 1605 code for a protein of 483 amino acids. The transcript is spliced from 2 exons. The record is from RefSeq and is a predicted model, not a curated record. NCBI's taxonomy places the organism in Eukaryota, Metazoa, Chordata, Actinopteri, Sciaenidae.